CGUACCCGAAGAGUGCCGAGUCUUGCGACCACCCAAGCCAGAUCAAGGCUGGGAACUCGUCUCGAAGAUAGAUACCGUACAAUGGAGUUUCCCGGCACAUCUCCCUCCAAAUAUGAAACUAAGCGCAUCUUCGCCAGUUUUGAUAUCUCUGAUUCAUCUAUCCGACAACGAGAUUAAGACCCUCACGAGUGAGAUUGGUUUUGAUCCUCUUUUAGAACCAGUACAGAUCUACAACUGGCCUAAAGACGCGGUACCAGCCUCACGAGUCGACAUGUGGCGUAUUUUCGAUCAAGUUAAACCUGAGUUCCUCGCUCCCUACGAACAAGUCUUCGGCUUCUUCAUUGAUUGCACCGACAUGCACAGCAUGGAUAGGAAGCCUGAGAUUAUCGUCGUAGACCGUCGUCGGCAAUCAUCGACGAACGCAGCACACGAAAACAUCAUGAGACUCUUCAAAAUACAGUCAGAGGAUAUGCUGUUCCUUUGGAAAGGUGCCUGGAAUCCGACUGGCCGGGGGACACACAACGGGUGUCGUGAGAAUGAGAGUAUCAAUAGGAAGAUGUGGACAUUCGAAGUCGUUGGAAACCCCGAUGUUCCUACCAUCGUUGGAGACCCAUACCCUGUAUUUCUGCUGGGUCCGAUAAGUGAAUACCAAAUUCGCGCCGUUCGUGCCGCGCUGAUGCAAGAGGAAGGCGAGUACCAGUUCAUCACCGUUCCGAAUGGCGAUGGUACAUUAGAAGGCCUAGUCCGCUACUUCGAGUCGCCAGAAUUCCGGCAUUAUGAAGAGCCUCCUCAUUUCUUCAUCGCAGUCGAUGAAGAGACUCUCGAUGCACUCCCCGAUCCACAAGAGGACGACGCCGAAAAGUGGAAACCAGGCGACUGCAGCGUCAUCCUUGCCUCUGCAAGCGGCUGUACAGCGAGUUCUCCGUCCUAUUCAGUGAGGGAAUACCUCGGAUACGGAUACGGCAGAACGUCACUGGGUGGCUAUGGUCCUCAUUCUGCCAUGAACAAUCUAAGUACCGGAAACAUGGACUUAUUCGAGCUGAUAGAGCCGGAUGAUGACGGCGAAGAAGACGAGUAUGGGCAAUGUAAGCCAAAGAAAGUAUUUUGGUCAACGUUCACGCCUGGGGAUGCUGUUUUGGAUUACUAGCUAUCGAAGACACAAGCCUUGCAAGGGGAAUUUACUCUCAAAAGUCUGUAUAUGAAUACUCUUCUCUCAUUCUGACUACUAAGCUUAGUCCUACGAGUCUCGAUCUCCACCCAACCAAGUCUCUACCAAG
Messenger RNA from Mytilinidion resinicola, 1277 nucleotides. RefSeq lists its product as uncharacterized. Bases 113 to 1147 code for a protein of 344 amino acids. The record is from RefSeq and is a predicted model, not a curated record. NCBI's taxonomy places the organism in Eukaryota, Fungi, Ascomycota, Dothideomycetes, Mytilinidiales, Mytilinidiaceae. The transcript is spliced from 2 exons.